UUCGUCUUAAGCAUGCUGACAGGCUCCUAAUCCCUUUUGCUUACUUACGAUACAUAUUAAAAUGUUACCCCAUGCGGUUCUGUUUCCGUGUCAAAUCUGCUACUUUUAAUUGCCAACUUUUUUUUGGUCUUUUUUUCCAUAUCAAAUUUUCGUACUUACUGGUGAAGUUUCAUUUGCGCGCGCCGAGACGCAGCUUUGCGCCGCGUCGCGAAGAGUAGAUAAAUGGCAUAUUCUUCCAGCUUAGACCGUGAUGAUGCGACUUCAUUUUCAUGGGCUUCCACUCGGACGGCGGUAGAGCAAGAUCCGUCGCUGCUGUCGUGGGGGAGCGGCAGUCAGCCAUCUGUGCCGUCCAUCGAUGAUGAUGCUCAGACAGAAACUAGGUCGAUCUCGGGGAGCAUUAGAUCAUCAACCAUGUCAAUAGAUUCGAGAUACUUUUUACCAAAUGAUCCUGCAGAACAAGAACGAUUAGAUCUCCAACAUCAACUCUUCACUAUAGCGAUUGGGAAUAAACUUAACAUAACCCCAUUUGCCGAAGACCCUCGACGAGUCUUGGACAUUGCAACAGGAACUGGUAUAUGGGCCAUAGAGUUUGCCGUGCAACACCCCGGAUCCCAAGUCGUGGGGACGGACCUCAGUCCCAUCCAACCGCAAUUCCUGCCCGAGAACUGCACGUUCGAGAUCGACGACGCGGAGGACGAGUGGGCCUUCAGCGAGCCCUUCGACUUCAUCCACGGGCGCGCGCUCAUGUCGUGCUUCAACGACCCGGCCUCGGUCGUGCGCCAGGCGUUCGCGAGCCUGGCGCCGGGCGGCGUGAUGGAGUUCCAGGACGCGCUGUUCCCCAUGAGCUACGUGGGCGACCCGCCGACGGGGUCCGCGCUGUACCGCUGGAACGAGCUCAUGGUCGAGGGCGUGGCGCGGCUCGGCCGCUCCUGGAGCAACGUCAAGAACUACCGCCGCUACUUCGAGGAGGCCGGCUUCGAGGACAUCGUCGAGAAGCGCUUCUACUGGCCCACGAGUCCCUGGGCCAAGGGCCUUUACUUUAAGCUGGUUGCUACUUACUUCCAGGAGGAUAUGCUGGCGGGUAUCGAGGGUAUGAGCUUGAAGGUUUUGGGGGGCCUGGGCAUGUCGACGGAGCAGGUGAGGGGCUUUGUGGAGGAGGUCAAGCGCGAUUUAAGGGAUACGAAUGUGCAUGCUUAUUUGACUGUUACAUACAUAUAUGGACGGAAGCCUGGGCGUACGUCUCGACGAUGACGAAGAUGUACCACUUUGUGUAGUAUAUGGAAAGCAUAUCAAGGCGCUUGUUAUUCCAGCUACGCCGAAACAAUUAUAUCAAAUGUAACUCUGUUUGAAGCAGUUAUCGCGCUACGUUUCGUUGCU
This is a messenger RNA of Annulohypoxylon truncatum, 1377 nucleotides long. RefSeq names its product S-adenosyl-L-methionine-dependent methyltransferase. NCBI's taxonomy places the organism in Eukaryota, Fungi, Ascomycota, Sordariomycetes, Xylariales, Hypoxylaceae. Gene Ontology annotation, molecular function: methyltransferase activity. The record is from RefSeq and is a predicted model, not a curated record. Bases 223 to 1251 code for a protein of 342 amino acids. The transcript is spliced from 10 exons.